Molecule: messenger RNA, 431 nt
Organism: Entrophospora candida
Lineage: Eukaryota; Fungi; Glomeromycota; Glomeromycetes; Entrophosporales; Entrophosporaceae
Source: the annotation of a GenBank genome assembly
GAAUAGGGAUAGAUAAAAUCAAACAUAUUACAUAUAGCGCUGAUGCAAUUUCUAGACUAACAGUUGCACAAAUUCAAAAUAUUAUAAAUCGUUUUCCAAAAAAGAAUGCACAUGUGAUUGAACCAUCUAUCUCAAAUGAUUCAGAAAAAUUACCAGAAACUGAGGUAAGUGCAUUGCCUGAAAAGGUUUCAUUGGAAAUCCAGGUAAAUACAUCUAACAAAUCCCAUCCUCCAAUUUCUACUUUGCCUGAUGAUCCAGAAUGGCGUUGGAUACCCUGUCCUAUAUGCAAUAAAGACCAUGAAAAAGAUAAUAUAAGGAAUAAUAUAAAUGGACAAUGGGGUAGUGGUGAUUAUGUCAAUACAGAAACUUAUCGUCUCAAAUGUUGGGAGGCUUGUCAGAAUUCAAUCCAAAUAGUAACUGUGAAAGUGUAG